AAAGACCUGGGAAGUGAGUGCUAGGAAUCUGCUGCUGCUGCUGCUGCUCCUCUUCACAUUAUCCCUCAUCCAGGACUGUCACCACACUGUGGGAUUUGAAGACAUCAUUCACACCAUUCUCCACCUAAAUGCAGUUUUUUUAGGAUGGAAAUCCAGUACGUAUACGGAAGCUAUUAGCACUAUAAUUGCUGUCUGUCACUAUGACAACAAGCCGCUGCAGUCACCUGCCUGAGGUCUUACCAGACUGCACUAGCCCAGCACCCUCUGGAAAGACAGUGGAAGAUUGUAACAGUCUUGUGAAUGGACAGCCACAGUAUGUCAUGCAAGUUUCAGCAAAGGACGGUCAGCUACUGUCGACAGUAGUGCGGACUCUGACAACACAGAGCACUUUCAAUGAUCGCCCAAUGUGCAGGAUUUGUCAUGAAGGAAGUAACCAAGAAGACCUUCUCUCCCCAUGUGAAUGUACUGGAACGCUAGGGACAAUACACCGCAGCUGCCUAGAGCACUGGCUUUCAUCCUCCAACACAAGCUACUGUGAACUCUGUCACUUCAGGUUUUCUGUGGAGCGCAAGCCUAGACCAUUAGUAGAGUGGUUACGGAAUCCUGGCCCCCAGCAUGAGAAGAGGACGCUGUUUGGAGACAUGGUGUGCUUCUUAUUCAUAACACCACUUGCAACCAUCUCCGGAUGGUUAUGUCUUCGAGGAGCGGUGGAUCACCUGCACUUCAGUAGCCGGCUGGAAGCAGUUGGACUUAUUGCACUCACUGUUGCACUCUUUACAAUUUACCUCUUUUGGACACUUGUGUCAUUUAGAUACCACUGUAGAUUAUACAAUGAAUGGCGUCGGACCAAUCAGAGGGUUAUUCUGGUGAUCCCUAAAUCGAUCAAUUUACCUUCCAACCAACAGUCAUUGCUGGGACUGCACUCUCUCAAACGAAAUUCAAAAGAGACUAUAGUGUGACGAGAGAUCGACUGGGACUUGUCUUGCAGCAACAUGCACUGUAGCACUCUCUUUCUCUUCUAUCACUAGGACUUCAUUCAGAGACUGUUAACCCCUAAUUUGGAUAUAUAACUCUCAUUUUCUGGAGCAACAGAACCAGUUUAAAUGUAAAGUGAUGAAUGCUGCAGUUAUGUAUUUGCUAACUUGCCAAACCUGUUCAUUUAGCCGGUGGCAUCUUACAUACACCUCUGUAAUACAGCAGCCUUUAACUCUUUAUUUUGUUAUAUUAUGACAUUAAAGGUAAAAGUACUUUGUUGUACUCCAUUAUGCUUUUCUCCUAGUAGAAAUGUAUUUGCCUUGCCCAAGCCUUUCUAAACCUGCUAACUAAAUAUAUAUAUAUAUAUAUAUAUAUAUAUAUAUAUAUAUAUAUGUUACAGUUAAAACUGUUUUUUUGUGAAAACCAGUGUUGACUGAAUGCCUUUGUGAAAACUAGGAUUUACUGCUUUUCCCUAGUUUAAACCGGGUUUUUAAUGAACGCCUUUGUUCAAACUAGAAUGUUACUGCUAAUACAAAAACGGAACUUUGUAUCCUAUUUUAUACCGAAUAUUGUUGUAUCCUCAAUAAAUGCUACGUCAAAGGUUUCCCUAGUUAAAACUAGUUUUAAAACAAAUUUAAUGACGCUUACCAGGCUAAUACCUCCUCUUCUUCGUCUAAUACCGCCGCAUCAUCAGGUGCCCAACUUUCUUCAUGUAUUACUGUCAUCUUAUUCAAACUCGUUUUCUCAGUUUUAACUGAGUAAUUUUGUUAAAACUAGCUUUCUUCAGUUUAAACCAGUUUUAACUGACAUUCGGGUUUUUGAUUAGCAGUCAAUUCUAGUUUCCAUGAAGGCGCUCAGUAAAAACUGGUUUCAACUAGGAAAAAGCAGUAAAUUCUAGUUUUCACAAAGGCUUCCAGUAUAAACUGGUUUCAACUAGGAAAAAAGCAGCAACUUCUAGUUUUGACAAAGGCGUUUAGUGAGAGCUGGUUUUCACCAGCGAAAUCCAGUUUUAACUGCAAUAUAUAUAUAUAUAUAUAUAUAUAUAUAUAUAUAUAUAUAUAUAUAUAUAUAUAUGUAUAUAUAUAUAUGUUCCGAAAUGCUACAGAGAUAAAGCAAUGUAUUGGCAGACGGAGUUCUCUAUGAGCCAAUAUGUUAAAUGUGAUGAGAAAUGCCUUUACAAUGUACUGUUAUUUGCUCACACCUGAGGCAUUCAGUUUGUGGCCACACACACGCUUUUUUCCCAGGUCAUCUUAAGCAGCAAAUGUCAUAUGAUAGUCACAGUCAAGGGUGCAAUUUUUUUUCACCCUAUGUCUUUCAGAUCGUUGCAUUAAAAUGACAAGUACAUUUGACUGUUGCACGAUUCAGUGUAUUCCUAUGGACUGCCAUCUUCACGUUACAAAAAGUCUAUGUGCAGCCCCAUACAAACAUUUGUGUUAUUUAUGUGAAAGUUUCCAUGUUGGGGUGCAUUCACACCGUUUUUGCAAUACAGUUCCCAUAUAUGUUUUCAAUGUGAAAACCAUAUGGAACCAUAUUGAAAACCGUAUGCAUUGACUCUCCAUUGAAAACUGUAUGCCAAACGAUGCAUCCGUUUUGCGUCUUGUAAGGUUUUGUCCGUUUUAAUACCCGUACCCAAAACCGUAGCCUACCACGGUUUUUGGUCCGGGUGAAAAACCGUAUUAAAUCGUAUAUGUUUUUUUUUUUUAACAUGGGAGUCAAUGGGAACCGUACAGAAUCGUAUGUGCGUACGGUUCCAUCCGGUUUUCACCAUAUGGUUUUUUUCUUGGAAUUUCAAUCAAACAAGUGAAACUUUAUUCAUAAUGGAGGGAAAACGGAUGCAAAAAAAAAAGGAUGCAACUGGACAUCAUUUUUCAAAAUGUAUACAGGUUUUAACCAUAUACAGGUUAAAAUGUGUACACACGUCUUGAUAGAGUUUAGUCCGGUUUUGAGGAAUCCAUUUUUCAUCAAAAACCUGAUAUGGGAAUUGUAUUGCAAAAAUGUAGUGUGAUUGCACCCUUAUUCAGUAAUAUUGGUUAUGUCUUGUACUUUGGCUGCAUUCACAUUCAUGUUCUUUUUGGGGCACUUUUUUAUACAACACAACCAAACAUACUUAACAAUUGAAGCACAAAAUGCAUCAAUUUUUUGAUCCAUCUCAACAAUCCGCUGGAACAAAUAGAUUCAGAAGAAAUAGAUUGAAGAUCAGAUUGAAAAAUGCAUUUCCACAUUGGUUGUCCAAUCUGUCCUUCAUCAAAGAGGUGGUUGGGUCUAGAAUCAGGGAAUUCUGAAGAAAUAGAGGAGCCCCUGCACUCGGGACUUUAUCUGCCAGAGAAGAAAGCAGCUACAAAAAGUGUUUGGAAGACCCAUCACAUCUUUUUUUACCCUAUUGUUCAAUGAGAAUUGUGUAAUUCUUCAUUUGUCCUGUGGAGGUGCUGCAGGGGAAUUGAACACAAGCUGCUGGUUCCUCCACAGAUCAAAGCUGAUUGUUGGGGUCCUGUAUUCAUCUUUUUUCAAUUGGACCCUUCCAACAAAACUGGGUUGUCCAAAGCAGACCACCCCUUUAAACUUUUUUAAAGGGCUUUUUUCCUUUUUUUUUUAUUGUAUAGCUUUUGCUACUUUUACAUUUAGCAAAAUAGUAAUUUUGGUGUCCAGGUGAAUCUCACAUAAUUGUGAUUUGUCACAAACCCAUAAGAAAAGACACUGGUGUGAACGCAGUCACAUACUUUAUAUAGAUAUCGGCUCGGCCUCCACUGUGUGAAAGUAACGUGUCAGUCCAUAGUAAAAGUGAAGAAUCUAGCACAAUACUUUUCUCCAGUGAUGUACGUUUCUCACAUAAAGAUAUGCAGUCAUUUUUGUUAUUUCCUUUUCCUUUUUUCGAAACAUUUUGUAUAAAUAUAUUUAUGGUUUCUAAAAUAUUUUUUUAAACAACUAUUUUUUCCAAGUCUUGCAUUUACAGGAUAGAUGCGCCGAGUGGAUGUAACGUAUUACCACACUGAAUCAUUUCAGUCUCCUCCGCUUUACUUUGGCUGUGAUGCUUAACGUUAUGAUCUUGCUUCUGACUCUCUGGACUCUUCAUUUUGUUCAUAUUAAGAGUGAAGAAAAAAAAAAAAAACAGGAAAGACAUUUUUUAUCCUCAACAGGUCAACUCAUUAACCCUUUCCCCACUGGAGUGCAUAAGAUCCUGAUGUUACACUUUGUCACCAGCACUGUCUGGGAGAUGGAUAACAGGGGCAUUGUACAUCUAAAGCAGUUUUUAAAAUGAUUUUGCAUAUACGUUAUGAGUUAUUAUAACAUUGUGCAUUAUUUAAGUAAUAAAUCCUCCAUAAAAUGGUUGUCAUAAGA
Hyla sarda is the source of this 4311-nucleotide messenger RNA. It is a transcript of the gene MARCHF3, whose product is annotated as membrane associated ring-CH-type finger 3. Gene Ontology annotation, molecular function: zinc ion binding; ubiquitin-protein transferase activity. Lineage: Eukaryota; Metazoa; Chordata; Amphibia; Anura; Hylidae. The record is from RefSeq and is a predicted model, not a curated record. The coding region runs from base 201 to 959 and encodes 252 amino acids. Gene Ontology annotation, biological process: protein ubiquitination. The transcript is spliced from 5 exons.